AUGUUUCUUAAGGGGCAACAUCUAAUUAAUGGAUCUUCCCCAUCAGAGUUCCUUCUCUUGCAGUUCUCCAGAGUUCAUGAACUGCAGAUUCUGUGCUUCUUUGGAUUCCUUGCUUUUUACCUGGCAGCAGUUGUAGGAAAUCUUCUCAUCAUCUCUGCAGUAGCCUCUGACCAUCACCUGAAAACCCCCAUGUACUUCUUUCUGAUGAACUUGGCCAUCCUGGAUCUGGGACAAGUUUCAGUCAUUUUCCCCAGAACCAUGGCCAAUUCCCUCAUGAACUGCAGGCACAUUUCUUAUUUUGGAUGUGUUACUCAAGUUCUCUUUUUCGUGUUCUUUAUGACAUCUGAUUUCUCUCUUCUCACAGUGAUGGCCUAUGAUCGGUAUGUUGCCAUUUGCAAUCCAUUGCAAUAUGAGAUGCUGAUGAGUAAGCAAUCCUGUAUUCGAAUGACUACCCUUGUAUGGAUCACUAGCUUCCUCAAUGGGGUGUUACACACUGGAGGGACCUUUUCUUCCCCAUUUUGUUCCAAUGUUGUCAAUCAGUUUUUCUGUGAAAUCCCAGCCUUGCUGAAACUUGCCUGCUCUGACUUGUAUCUUAUUGAAAUAGGAGCACUUUCCCUAUGUGCAGUUAUUGCAUUAGGUUGCUGUAUUUUCAUUGUUGUGACUUAUGUCCACAUCUUUGCUGCAGUGCUGAGAAUCCCCUCUGUGCAGGGAAGGCAAAAAGCCUUCUCAACUUGCCUUCCCCAUCUCAUUGUUUUCUCUCUGUUUUCAUUCACUGCAUAUUUUGCUUACCUCAACCCCACCUCUAAUUCUGUUUCACAUCUGGAUCUGGCAUUCAGCAUGAUCUAUUCUAUGGUCCCUCCCUUGAUGAAUCCAGUAGUCUACAGCAUGAGAAACAAAGAGAUAAGACAUGCUCUUUCAAAGCUAUUGGGUUUGAGGUCAUGUACUACAAAUGUCUUCUCCAAUCCUGUUCUCCAAGAGUGA
This is a messenger RNA of Varanus komodoensis (Komodo dragon), 981 nucleotides long. Its product is annotated as olfactory receptor 14I1-like. Gene Ontology annotation, biological process: G protein-coupled receptor signaling pathway. The record is from RefSeq and is a predicted model, not a curated record. The transcript has a single exon. Lineage: Eukaryota; Metazoa; Chordata; Lepidosauria; Squamata; Varanidae. Gene Ontology annotation, cellular component: membrane. Gene Ontology annotation, molecular function: G protein-coupled receptor activity; olfactory receptor activity. Bases 1 to 981 code for a protein of 326 amino acids.